This is a messenger RNA of Entamoeba nuttalli P19, 360 nucleotides long. RefSeq lists its product as hypothetical. The record is from RefSeq and is a predicted model, not a curated record. NCBI's taxonomy places the organism in Eukaryota, Evosea, Mastigamoebida, Endamoebidae. The transcript has a single exon. Bases 1 to 360 code for a protein of 119 amino acids.
AUGAAAAGGUUGUCAAAAAAGACAGUACUUCUUAUUAAAACACAGCUCAGUGAAAUAGAAAGAAAAAAUAAUGACCCAAUCACAGACGAACUAUUAAGGAGAGUUGUUGAACAGAUUCGUGAAGGCUUACUAACACAGUCACUUGAUGAAUUAAUUAUUUGUUGUUCAACUCUUCAAGGAGAAGUAAAAAUAAAAGAACUAAAAAUUAAAAAAUUUAUAAAUGGAUUAAAUGGAGAAGAUACUAAAAAAUAUGAAGAUAAAAUAAUAUUAUUAAUGAAAGUCCGAAAAUCCAUUUCAUCAAUUCUUCAACAACUCAAUUUUCAAAAAAAAGUAAUUCUUACACAAACAACACUCUGUUAA